GGUCAAGUGGACGUGGAUGAGUUGGCGUUUACCAACCGGAAGUAGUCAAGUUUAGAGAGAAAACGAGGCAGAAUUGCUGGUUAGGUUGCACGGGUUGAAGCUUUCGGUGCUUCUAGCUGUAGUUCGCUGCCUCCGUUCAAAGGUCGUUCACCAUGAGUCUCCAGUGGACGGCUGUGGCCACUUUUCUGUAUGCCGAGGUGUUUGCUGUGCUGCUGCUGUGUGUACCCUUCAUAUCCCCCCAGAGAUGGCAUAAGAUCUUUAAGUCUCGUUUGGUGAAAGCCAUCACUACGUAUGGGAACACGUACUUCAUGGUGGUCAUCGGAAUUCUGGUCUUUUUGCUGAUUGAUGCUUUCAGGGAGGUCCGCAAGUACAGCGUGACGGACAAAGUGGAUCUGAGCAAUAACCCUGUGGCUAUAGAGCACAUUCACAUGAAACUCUUUCGGGCACAGAGGAACGAGUACAUCGCUGGCUUUGCCUUACUUCUCUGCCUGUUACUGAGGCGCCUUGCCACCCUUCUCUCUCAGCAAGCUACCAUGAUGGCAUCCAAUGAGGCCUUCAAGAAGCAGGCGGAGGGGGCUAGUGAUGCUGCAAGAAAGUACAUGGAGGAAAAUGAUAAGCUUCAGGAGAAACUACGGGAUGCUGGCAUUGCAGUUCCUGAUGUGGGCAAGAAAGCUGGAGGUGGCGUGGAGGAAGAGAACAAGAAGCUUAACGAGGAGGUGAAAAAGCUGAAGGAUGAGCUGGACACCACCAAACAAGCCCUGCAGAAGUCAGACAGUGAUGUGAAGGCUAUGAAGAAGCAGGCUGAGAACCUGACAGUGGAGUAUGACCGUUUACUGGAGGAGCAUGCAAAGCUACAGACUAAGUGUGAUGGUCAACGAGAGAAGAAGUCUGACUGAGCAGAUGACAGCAUUGGGUCUUUUUCCUCUCUACUCCUUCUGCAUAACACCUGCAUUCCUGUCAACAGUACUUGCACUUCCUGGGCACACGAACCAUCAAGAACACUCCAGCUACUGACUGAAACCCCUUAGUCACAAAAACCAUCUGGAGAUACUUUGUCAAUAGCUUUCUUUUCUAAAACCAAGAUGCAAAGAUUCAGUGAAAGACAGCAACUUUUAGUCAAGUCACAAAGCUGGCUUUUUUUUUUUUUUUUUUUUUGAAAUGUUCCACAAUUUUAGGCAAUUUAAGAAAAAGCAGUGGUACCCAUUUGUAGAAAGUUCUACAUACUGAGAUGUAAGAGACUAUGAAUUUUUGACCUUUAUCCAGUUCUGGUUUAAAUAUUGCUAUUGUCGGGAUUCUAAAAUGCUGUUUACCUAUUGCCACACAAGGACACUUUCUUAUGAUUACUUUUUAUAGUCUGUUCAUGCUUCAAGUUUUUUUUUUUUUUUUUUUUUUUUUUUUUUUUUUUUGUGGCAGGUUUCAUUGUGUAGAAUUUUCUGAAAUCUUUCAUGUUGUUCAGAUGACCACUUGAAUCUUUCCAGUUCUGUCCAUUGGAUAAGGAUUUAUGACAUGUUUUUGCUUUAGGUUUCUUCUACUUAAGUUCAGAGGUUUCUUCCACUGAGCUUUGCAUUUCAUGUCUCCCCCCACCGUAGAGUCAAAUGUUUUUGUAGUGUUACAUUGCUUUCAGUGGUCUGUUUAUAGCCCUCUAAUAUUGCUCUCAGACAAAAACUGAAAUUAACUGAAGAAUAUAUGUAGGAAAAAAUCAGCCCUUAUAUGACUUUGGGAUGUGGAGUAUCUUAGUGCUGAAACAACUUUAAUGAUGGACCGUUUAAAAACCUAAGCGCUACAGUAGUACUUUGAGUAUCAUGUACUGCUUUGUGAGUCAAAUAUACUGUACUUAUGUAUUUUAUUUAGCUUUAGGUUUUGGUUUGUUACACUUGUUGAAGAAUAGGUAUUACUUUCCUGCUACCUCUCAUUUCUGUGAAUUCCUGUUGGAAGGAGCCAUGCUAAAAACUCCAUACCAGCAAGAGAAGGGAAGUGAAAAUUGACACAAAGCAGUGUGUGCUGUGAGGACACCUUAGUAAAGGUAGGUAAAGCAGGCUGUAGCACUGUGUUGAGUUUGGGUGGGGAUUUUAAACUUUGACCUGGUGCAGGGGAGGAGUUGGUGUUGUGUGUGUUAGAUCCACUUUGGCCAUGGAGACCUGCAAAUGGAUACUUCAUUGUACUUAUGGGAAGCUUGCCAGCAUGUUAAAAGAUCAAGCAGCCCUGUGCCAUUCAGGGCUUUCAUCAUGACUUCUGCUGUACCACUUUUUAAAAAUAGGCACUCCUGGUGUAAUUCUACCUAUGGUUUGAGGACUACCCUCCCUGUUCCUUAUUAGGAACCUCUGUGUGGCUUGUUUUUAAUUAAACAGCAAUCAUAUUUGCCAGUGAUUUAAGCUGGAGGAAGAAAAAAAAAAAAAAACAUGCAGGGUGGUCCCAGGGUCUGUUUUACAGCAUUGUUAGGUUUCUUCAGUUCCUUUUUAAUUUCAAGAUGUUUAGUUAAUGAGUACAUAAGACCAUGGGUUUGAAUUCCAGAAAAAAAAGUACUCUUCAACCAAACAUCAUGGUUUUUUUGUACACUUUAAACCUGUUGUCCUCUGUACCUGAGAUUUCUCUGUUCAUUCAGACUUGUAUUUUUCACUCUUGGCUUUACUUUAGCAUUCAAGCAUGUUCUGUAAUAAGUCAUACCUGGUUCAAAGGCUUAGACUCAAUGUUUGUUUGAAGAGCUGAGACCAACUUCUGUUCAUGUUUACUUUCAUCAGCCCUGUUUCCUGUGACUUUUUCCUGUCUUGUACAGUCAUGAGCUGCAGUCUGACACAAAUUUGCAAUAAGUAAAUAAAAUGUGACUCAAAAUUAGCAGUGUAUUCUCAGUUCUCUGUCCAAGUCUGGUUGUUUUAUGCCAGGUGAAUGGCUACAUGGUCCAGUUUCUGCCUUCUCAGCUUGCUAUGAGAAUCCAUGGCACAUAUGCAGUGUUUUUGUUGAAAGUAAACUUAUUUCCUUUUAUUGCUCUUCUAGUGUCAUGCACCGUACUGUUUUCAGGGGAGCCUGUUUUCUGUUGCAUGAUGUGGCUUCACUUGGGCCCUGAUAAAAACUAUGGGUUCAGUAAUUAAUCCUGCUUGUUUAUUUUUUGGUGUCCUUCUUGAAUGUAGUUGCAUUGUUUGUGGCAAUGUGAUAUGAAUGAUUUGAGUGCUUUUGUUCAGGUUCUUUAAUAAAAUGUUAUGCUUCUCCA
Scleropages formosus (Asian bonytongue) is the source of this 3205-nucleotide messenger RNA. RefSeq names its product B cell receptor associated protein 31 (gene bcap31). Bases 153 to 896 code for a protein of 247 amino acids. Gene Ontology annotation, biological process: intracellular protein transport; endoplasmic reticulum to Golgi vesicle-mediated transport. The record is from RefSeq and is a predicted model, not a curated record. NCBI's taxonomy places the organism in Eukaryota, Metazoa, Chordata, Actinopteri, Osteoglossiformes, Osteoglossidae. Gene Ontology annotation, cellular component: endoplasmic reticulum; endoplasmic reticulum membrane. The transcript has 8 exons.